Messenger RNA from Cuscuta epithymum, 4346 nucleotides. The record is from the annotation of a GenBank genome assembly. NCBI's taxonomy places the organism in Eukaryota, Viridiplantae, Streptophyta, Magnoliopsida, Solanales, Convolvulaceae.
AUUGACAUCACAUCUACAAUAAAGUUUGUCUCAUAGGUGUUUGGGAAAUUCCCAGCCCUCUAAAAAUUUUUUCGCUUAGCAAGUUGAUAAAUUGAUACCUCGAAGCUCUGAAUGGAGCUCCUUGUAUACUGCUCAAUGUUGCCCGCUCUAACCGCUCUUUGAUUUAGCCUCUCAUUAUGAUCUUCAACUAGAAUGUCAAGAUUUACUAAUUGAGAGUGAAAGUUUCAGAUGAAUGCUUCAAUCUGAUUGUGAUUCUUCUCCUUUUGAGUCUUCAUGCUAGCAACAUUUGUUUAAAAGGAUUUUCAUAUUCUAUUUAAACAUGAUAAUAGUAUUAUUUUAGAAUUUCAAAAUAUUUUCACUCUUCCAUUUUUUUUCAAAAUAUAAUGGAAAAGAAAGGAUAGAAAUUUAGGGCGGAAGCGUGGAAGGCGACCCGAAAUCUAGCGCAGCAGUAUUUUAAUUUCCGUGAUUUUCAUCUUCUAGGUUGAAUUAGCGGAGACACGAAAAUAUAGCGAGAAAGAGAAAAAGAAGUGCAGGAGCCCACUGUUUUUGAGAGAAAGAAAACGUAAGGAAACAUGCAACACGAAAUGAACAAACCCCUAAACUAGAAAGAUAUUUUUUGCCUCCCCCACCCUCCAAAAGAUAGCACCUUUAGGGUUUUUUGCCUCUCCCUUCUCAUGCCAUCUCGCCGUAUCAGUUUUGCGUACCCAUGUGUAUGCAGUUAUUUGUCUGCAAUGAUUCAUCCUGCUGUUUUUUUCUCUGUUUAUUACCUAUAUUUAUUUCCUGAGUUUUAACUUUUGAGCGUAAUUUGAGCAUUUUUAUGUGCACGGGGUUUGAAUACGGUUGACUUAUGUUGAUUUCUGGAUCUGCUUUUUUUUUGUGAUUUUGAAUGUUUAUCUUUCAGGGGGUUUCCGUCUCAUGCAAAGCUUUGAUUUGGUUUUCUGUCUGAUGCUGACGAAAAUUGUGGGAAUUUCAUUGUAUAUUUGUCCACAAGAAACGAGAAUAUCGGUUUGAAUCCAGGAGUUUUGAACAAGACGCCUGCAGUUCGUUUUGAAUUUGAGGAAUUCGAGGAGAGAAAGAGGGGAUAAAUCUUUUCUAAAUUUGAAUUUGUUUAGGUUUCUGAGUAUGACUACAUCCUGGGCUGAUUCUGUUUCCGCGGCAGAAAACGCCACCCCUGCUCCAUCCAAGGGAACCUAUGUUCCACCACACCUGAGAAACAGGCCGCCGCCUUCAUCAGAACCUACUAAACCUGCCACAGCUUCCUAUUCCAAUCCUGGUGCAACAGGGUAUGAGCGAGCUCAUUAUGGGGCGCCCGGCGGUGGUAGUCGUUGGAAUGGUCCUAGAAAUGAGUCACGCUUCGGCUAUGGUGGGGGGGGUGGGGGUGGUUGGAAUGCGAGAACUGGUGGUUGGGAUCGUGCUGGUCAACGGGAGUCAAACCCAUUCGGAGAUGAUGUGGAUCAACCUUUUGAUGAACAAGAGAGUUCGAGCAUUAAUUUCGAUGCAUACGAAGAUAUUCCUGUUGAGACGAGUGGGGACCAUGUGCCUCCUCCGGUGAAUACGUUUGCAGAAAUUGAUUUAGGGGAAGCUGUAAACAGUAACAUUAGGAGGUGUAAGUAUGUGAAGCCUACGCCUGUUCAACGUCAUGCUAUCCCAAUUGUACUCUCCGGAAGGGACUUGAUGGCAUGUGCUCAGACCGGUUCAGGAAAAACGGCUGCUUUUUGCUUCCCAAUCAUUAGUGGAAUCAUGAGGGGUCAGUUUUUAAGGCCACCAAGGCCACGCAUGGCGUUACCUCUUGCUCUUAUUCUUUCUCCAACCAGGGAGCUCUCCUGCCAAAUUCAUGAAGAAGCCAGGAAAUUUUCAUACCAAACUGGAGUCAGGGUGGUUGUUGCAUAUGGUGGCGCACCCAUAGGCCAACAGCUGCGGGAACUGGAGAGGGGCGUGGAUAUACUUGUAGCAACCCCUGGUAGAUUAGUGGACUUGCUGGAGAGGGCAAGAGUGUCGUUAGAGAAUGAUCAGGUACCUGGCUUUAGAUGAAGCAGAUCGGAUGCUGGACAUGGUUUUUGAACCCCAAAUAAGGAAAAUUGUGCAAGAGGCUGAUAUGCCCCCACCUGGUGUAAGGCAGACAAUGCUCUUCAGUGCUACCUUCCCGAAAGAGAUUCAGAGAUUGGCAGUAGAUUUUCUAUCAGAUUACAUCUUUUUGGCUGUUGGGAGGGUUGGAUCAAGUACUGAUCUGAUUGUGCAAAGAGUUGAGUAUGUUCAAGAAACUGACAAGAGAAGCCAUUUAAUGGAUCUCCUCCUUGCACAAAUGGCAGAUGGCAAGCAAUGUCUUACCCUUGUUUUUGUGGAGACAAAGAAAGGAGCCGAUUCUCUAGAACAUUGGCUUUCUAUUAACGGUUUCCCUGCCACAGCUAUACAUGGCGAUAGGACACAACAGGUAUCGAUUGCUUUAUUACUCCCCUUAUAUAAUACAAAUUUCUUGGUGCUAUCAUUAACAUCCGCUGUCACUCAAUUGAAUAAAUAAUUGCAGUUUUCAUUUAACGGAUUGAUGUAACCUGCACUCCAAUUUCUUAGUCUGUCAUGGUCGAGUAAUUCAAUAGCAAAAGCUUAUUUAGUUCUCAUUUAAUAAAAAAUAUGUACAAGCAUUUACAAACGUAUAUUUAUUCUUUCCAUUUUACAGUUCAGAGUUUAUCAUAAUAGUAAGAAUAUAUACAUCAUCCUUAAUACUCCGUCUGUCUCAUAUUAUGGGAGGACCUUGCAAAUAGUUUCCAUCUUUUGGUGAGUCCAACAUGUGUAGGUAGUGUGUUUUUCUGUCAGUUUGGUUUUGAAAAACCCCAAGUUGAAAAUCAAACCAAAAAGGAAAAUUCUUGAAGUAGUGGUAAAAAACGUUUUGGAAUUCCAAAAUUGGAGUACGUACUGCCAAUAUUGGAAAAUACUGUCAUGUUUAAAGCAGGGUAAUGCCAAAACAUGGCAGUAACUACAUGUAUUUAGCGAAUAAAAAUGUAGUACUAUUUUGGAAUUCACAUACGUUUUUGCUCCUAUUCAGGACAAUUUCUUGAACAAAAAAAACUGAAGUUGGUUUUGGUUGAGUUUUUGUUGUUUCUGAGCCAGUUUGUGGUGGUUAGUGAUUUUCCUUGACAUUAAACAAAAACUAAACCGCCUAUGGGCUAUGGUUGUAUCAGUUUCAGCUGGUUUGUUUUUGGAUGGUUUGAAUCUGGCAGUUUUCUUGUUCAUCCCUUUUUACUUGUUAGUGCGAUUGGGUGCACAUUACAGUCUAACACAUUGAACCUGUAAUUUACCUGUUUUGGGCUAUAGUUAGUCUAUGGGCUAUGGUGCACAUAGUCUUUGGGCUAUGGCCUAUGGGUUGUUUUAUUUCAUUUAGUUUUGAAGAAUAUUAAAGUGAAAUUGUUAUUACAAUCUACUAAGCCAAUGUUUGUUGUUCAGGAAAGAGAACAGGCUCUGAGAGCUUUCAAAAGUGGUAGGACGCCGAUUCUGGUUGCAACUGAUGUGGCGGCACGUGGUCUUGACAUUCCUCAUGUCGCGCAUGUCGUCAAUUUUGACCUCCCAAAUGAUAUUGAUGAUUAUGUCCACCGCAUAGGAAGAACCGGGCGUGCUGGGAAAACCGGUUUGGCCACUGCUUUCUUCAAUGAGGGAAAUUCUUCCAUUGCAAGGUCAUUGUCUGAUCUAAUGCAAGAGGCUAAUCAAGAAGUCCCUGCUUGGCUUUCCCGCUUUGCUGCCAGAUCAUCCUCACAUGGUGGUAAGAACCGCAGGGGCAGUGGCGGCCGCUUUGGUGGCCGUGAUUUUAGGAAAGAGACGUCUUACAGUAGGGGCAGUUCAGACUUUUAUCCAGGCGGCAAUAUGGGUGGUGGUUAUGGCGCGUUUGGCGGCGGGUAUAAUAGUGCCUCAUAUGGUGCUGGUGUGGCUAGUGCUUGGGAUUAACAAAUUCAAAUUUGUCUGAUUUAGCAACCCGAGUUUUAGGUACUGCUAGAAUCCAGUUCCUCGAUGUGGGUCCGGCAGGGAGGGAACCUCCGUGGUGGGGUACGCCAGUAGUAUAUAAUUAGAUAUUUGUGGUGCUUUUAUUUUAUUUUUCUUUAUUUUGUCAGGUUGAAGAUAUCUUGGCUUUGUACUCUGAAGUUUUGUUGGAUGGAGGUGUGAGGGAGGGUGCUUCUGUGUAAAUGUUGGCAGGCUAGAAUGAAUAAAUCUGCUAACUCCAUUCUUAUGUAAUACUUCGUAUUUGCUUCUUGACUUAAUAAUCCAAUUUCAACUUUUAACAUUUGGUUAAAUCUACCAAAGAUGAAUAGCCCCCCCCCCCCCCCCCCCCUCCCUUUUCAUUCUGUCGUCAUUCAUGGCCU